Molecule: messenger RNA, 3855 nt
Organism: Carassius carassius (crucian carp)
Lineage: Eukaryota; Metazoa; Chordata; Actinopteri; Cypriniformes; Cyprinidae
Gene: sema3g
Product: sema domain, immunoglobulin domain (Ig), short basic domain, secreted, (semaphorin) 3bl
Exons: 15
Coding region: 271-2586 (771 amino acids)
Biological process (GO): neural crest cell migration; negative regulation of axon extension involved in axon guidance; axon guidance
Molecular function (GO): semaphorin receptor binding; chemorepellent activity
Source: RefSeq, a predicted model, not a curated record
UGCAUGGAGAGAGAGCGAGGGAGCGGCAGACAGACAGACGGAGAGAGAGACGUGCGCACUUGAGCUGGAGCUGUGGGAAAAUAUCGCACAGGGGCAGAGGCGAGCGACUCGAGCUUAACCUGAGACCUGAUCUCAACACUCGGGUCCAGCUGUGGAUGUCCAACAUCUUUUGCGUCUGGAGUUCAAACUUUUAUAAGGGGACACAGCCCUGAGAGAAGUAUUUAUUUCCAUUAGAGUAAAGAGAGGUUCAUUGAAAGUGGUCCAUUCAUCAUGGAGUUACCGGUUCUGGUCUUAGUGGCGGUGGUCCUGUCUGUCGGCACCAGCACUAAACUGAACGUGCCGCGCCUUCGCCUGUCAUACAAAGAUCUGUUGGCCACAAACCGUACCUCCAUUUUCAGUGGUUUCAAUGGAGAUCUGCACUUGUCGGCUGUGUUUUUGGAUGAAUAUCAUGACAGGCUUUUCCUGGGAGGGAAGGAUGUUCUCUAUUCGCUGAGACUGGAUCAUACACAUGAUGCUAAAGAGAUCCACUGGCCUUCGUUGCCGGAGAAUCGUGAGGACUGUAUUCUCAAAGGGAAAGAUCCCGAGAUGGAGUGUGCAAACUUUGUGCGGUUGCUGCAACCAUUUAACCGCACUCACCUACUGGCCUGUGGAACUGGAGCUUUCCAGCCUGUGUGUGCGUAUGUGAACGUCGGACACCGCGGAGAGCAUGUGUUCAGUUUGGAUCGUACCACAGUAGAGAAUGGGAGGGGGAAAUGUCCCCAUGACCCCAAACUACCCUUCGCAAGCACCUUCACAGGCGGAGAGCUAUACACCGGUCUGACUGCAGAUUUUUUGGGGAGAGACUCUGUGAUUUUGAGAGGUUUAGGGACUCGCUCACCAAUGAGAACAGAGAUGGAUCAGAAAACCCUACAUGAGCCCAGGUUUAUUGCGGCCCACCUCAUUCCUGACAGUGCAGACAGAGAUGAUGAUAAAAUGUAUUUCUUCUUCACUGAGAGAGCAACAGAAAGCGCAGAGCAAGACGAUGAAGGAGCCAUACACACACGCAUUGGACGAUUGUGUGCGAAUGAUGUGGGUGGGCAGAGGGUUCUUGUGAAUAAGUGGAGCACAUUUAUUAAAGCCCGACUGGUGUGUUCUGUUCCUGGACCCCACGGCAUCCAAACACACUUUCACCAGCUGGAGGAUGUGUUUCUGUUAAGGACCAAAGAUGAAACCAAUCCAGAGAUCUACGCAAUAUUCAGCACCAUCAGUAAUGUGUUUCAGGGCUAUGCAGUGUGUGUCUAUAGUAUGGCUGAUAUCCGGGAGGCAUUUAAUGGGCCGUUUGCUCAUAAAGAAGGACCUGACUAUCAGUGGGGACCUUACGAAGGACGCGUCCCUUACCCGCGACCAGGAGUGUGCCCCAGUAAGAUCACCGCCCAGCCUGGUCGUGCCUUCCGUAGCACACUGGAGUUUCCAGACGCUGUUCUGCAAUUUGCACGAACACAUCCACUAAUGUGGCGCCCGAUUUACCCAUCACAGCGGGAACCACUGCUGCUGCACACCGGCGCCCCAUACAGGCUCACACACAUCACUGUAGACCGCACACAGGCCGAGGAUGGAUACUAUGAUGUCAUGUUCAUCGGCACUGAUAUUGGGACUGUGCUAAAGAUUAUCGUACUUGCAAAUGGAAACACUCUUGCAAAUGAGGAGAUCACACUGGAGGAAAUGCAGGUGUUCAAGGUACCCACUCCCAUAACCUCAAUGGACAUAUCUGUGAAAAGGCAAACUCUGUUCGUGGGUUCACAGACAGGUGUUGUCCAGGUGCCUCUGCACCGCUGCAGUAUGUACGGUAAAGCUUGUGCCGAGUGCUGCCUGGCUCGAGAUCCGUACUGCGCCUGGGACGGACACACCUGCACACGCUACCUGCCAAACACAAAAAGGCGUUACCGAAGACAGGACAUCAAACAUGCAAACCCAGCACUGCAGUGCAUGGACCAAAACCUCAGCGUGGAGGAUCUAGAUCUGACUGAAGAACGGGUCGUUUAUGGCACUGAGAACAACAGCACCUUCCUGGAGUGCAUCCCUCGAUCGCCACAGGCCACUGUCACAUGGCACAUUCAGAGAGAUGACUACUUAGAGGAGGUGUUACUAGAUGAACGUGUCAUUAAAACAGACGAUGGUUUGUUGUUCCGCCGUGUGCUUCGUCAGGAUGAAGGCAUCUAUGUGUGUCGAUCUCGGGAACACGGAUUCACACAAACCCUCUCACGCUUCUGGUUGGACGUCUUACACGCUGACACCCUUUCAGACCUCCUGUCACGUGACGGCAAAUAUAAAGUAUGGUCACCGUGCGCCGCCAACACAGCCUCUGUCAAUCGUGGCCCGGCCAGGGCGUGGUUCAAGGACGUCUUGCAGCUGAUUGGUCCUUCAAACCUGCCAAAAGUGGAGCAGUACUGCGAACGUGUUUGGUGUAAUGAGAAGCUGAGACGCAAGCACAAAAACAUGAUGGACAAAUAUCGGCAAGCGCAGGACUCUGCGCGAAGAGCACGAGUCCAGAAGAGCACGGGAGAAUCUCGAAUCCGCUCUCCACGGGACCUCCACACGCAAGAGUAAAACACAGACCCACAUGAAGCAAAAUGGACUUCCUAUGGAAAGUGGGUGUGAUUUUAAGAUGCUCUCACACACACACACUUGUUUUUGUUUGUGGUGAUGUAAAAUAUUGUAGGUUUUGUGUCUAACAGUCCAAGUUCUCUCUUUGUUAAUUAGGACAUUCUUGAGCAUCCUCUCCAAAUGUUUCUGUGACCAUGGCAGCCGGCCCUCAUCACCUCACAGUAGACCGUGGCUAAUGUUAUACGUCUCGCUUAAAAACUCAGUAGCUGCAAAACCUUUUUACUGAGACAAAUGAGGGUAGACAGGAUGGAACUCGUAGACUGGAGCGCUGCCCCUGCUAUAACAGGUGCCAAAAAACAUACAUUAAUUUAAGAUACAUCUGGCUGUGAUACAACUGGGCAUAAUGCUCAGAGACUUUUCCUCAACUGAGAACUACGGCAGCGUUCAACAAAACUCAGCCUGCCAGUACAUUAAGCUGUAAAGAAAUAAAAGUUUGGACUAAUUAGACUAUUUUCUGGUAACUGAAUCAUAGCUUGACGACCGUUGAGACUUCAACAGAACUGACAUUGUUCUUAAUCAGUUUGAAACAAAGCAUCUUGAGCUUUAGAACUUUGCACAGGGUUCGGUUUCUUUUCUUUUCUUUUUUUUUUGUGAUGUAAUGUUUUGGAAACACUUUAUAGUAAGGUCCAAUUUGUUAGUUAAUGCAUAAGCUAACAUGAAAAAAACGUAUUGAUCUCGGUGUGUGUGUUUUUCUAAUUAUAUACUCUUUUUUUUUUACAUUGUAUAAAUUAACGUUAAUUUAUUAAGAACACGAAUUAUCAAUGAACAGCAGUUAACUCUAACCUAAACUUAUAAAUGGUGUAAAAAUUGUUUGGUUAAUACUAGUAUAAAGACUAAUUCUCACUAUUAACUAGUUGCUUAUUAGUAUAUUCCUAUUCUAAACAUAUUGGCUGUUUAUUAGUACUAAUAAAACACAUAUUUGCAUGAUCAUAUUCUACAUUCCUAAUCCUAGCCAAUACCUAAACUUAACAACUACCUUACUAACUAUUAAAAAGCAGUAAAAAAAAGUCAUAGUUAAUAGUUUGUUAAUAGUGAGAAUUGGACCUUUAAAUAAAGUGUGACCAUUGUUCAUUGUUAGUUAAUAUUAUUACAUGGCUGUUUUGAAUAUGCGGCUCUGAUUGGUCAAUCACAACAUUCUGUUGUCUAUUGCAACACUGCAACUAAAACUAGCUCUACAUACCACAUCAGAGAUUUGACACCUUUUGCGUGUCC